Messenger RNA from Aspergillus aculeatus ATCC 16872, 1920 nucleotides. RefSeq lists its product as uncharacterized. The coding region runs from base 1 to 1920 and encodes 639 amino acids. Gene Ontology annotation, molecular function: tau-protein kinase activity; ATP binding; protein serine/threonine kinase activity. The record is from RefSeq and is a predicted model, not a curated record. Gene Ontology annotation, biological process: microtubule cytoskeleton organization; intracellular signal transduction; protein phosphorylation. NCBI's taxonomy places the organism in Eukaryota, Fungi, Ascomycota, Eurotiomycetes, Eurotiales, Aspergillaceae. The transcript has a single exon. Gene Ontology annotation, cellular component: cytoplasm.
AUGGCUCAGACGGGAAGACCCAACACACUGGCAGAGUUGAAGCUUGAGACGUCUUUCCAACAUACACCUCGACUCCGAUGGCGGAGUGAGGCCGAAGGCGGAGGAGCGACGGAUGGCGAUCGUACAAACAUCUUUCACGAUUAUCACCCACCCCGUGGCGGUACUAAUCAAGACAGCAGUGUUUUGAGUGGCUUACACUCGGCGACACCUCCUAUCUCCGUUCCUCGUCAUCAUGAUCUUCCCGACCCAGAAGAUGUCAGCUAUCCUCACAAACCCGAGGAUGUGCAGGCCUCUCCGCUGGACAGCUUUCUGCAGCAAGAACGCCGGCCCUCGAUCAGCUUUGACCCCAUCGUGGCCCUGGACUCCGGUCGACGCCUGCCUCUCGAAGAGCCUCUGGCCGGUCGGCCACAAAAGUUCCAGUCGCGCAGCUCGAGCUUGAGGAACACUCUACGUCAGGAGGACGGACCCGACGAUCACGACCGCCAGUCGGACCUUAGUUCAAGUCCGGAAAGGCAGCGACGCCAGCGGCCCAUCCCUACCGGUUCUUCGCGGGGCAGCUUUCCGGAAGAAGAGGAAAACGCCGUGGCCUCGGAGAUCGAACACCCGACCUCUCUCACCUCGAGAUCAACCGCGUCCCCGAUGACUGAAGAAAUCCGAACUCCGUCGGAGGGUUCAAGGAUGCUGUCUUCGCCGGUUUACAUGGCAUCGCCCGUACAGGGGUUUGCCUCGCUUGACGAUCGCAGCUCUUGGUCGGGAAGUGCUGUGACUCCCUUUGGGAGCAAGGCAAGGGGCCUUCGUCUUUCUACUCGACAACGGUCGCGCAGAUCUACCGCUUCUAGUGGCAAAUCCCCUGCCAGCAUGUUCCUUUCCAUGUGGAGCGCCGGUGGGGAGGAGUCUGCGCCGCAACCUGAUGACGAAGGCCAGAUGGUCGGGACGGAUUAUGUCCUUGGCAAACAGAUCGGCUUCGGGGGGUUCAGCACUGUGAAAGAAGCGUACAAGGUCGAAGAGGAUGGCAAGACCAAACACCUCGCCGUCAAGAUUGUCAAAAAACAGGUUUCGGGCAAGAGUGAGAAGGAAAACGAUGAGGUUCAAGCAGAAUUCGACCACGAAGUCCGAGUUUGGCGCUACCUCAGCCACCCUAACGUCCUGACCUUGGAUGCUGUGUACGAGACUGAUUUUGCUACGUUUUGUUUUACGAAGCUCGCGAUCGGCGGCACUCUUUUCGAUCUUGUUCGCCAAAAUCGAGGUGGUCUGGACCUCAAGCUUGCCAAGAAGUACUCAUAUCAGCUUGCCUGUGCACUUCGAUACUUGCAUGAGGACGCUCGGGUUGUGCAUCGGGAUAUCAAGCUGGAGAACUGCCUGCUGGAUCCCACCGAAUCGCCCGAUGGAUCCGAGGUCUCAAACCUAGUGCUCUGCGAUUUUGGCAUGGCGGAGUGGAUGCAUACGGACAACGACGGCUCGUCGCCUGAUCCGUACGAUAAUGUGGCGGAUCGACCGCCUCCGAAGAAUAUCGGGCCGGCUGGAUCCAGCACCAGCGUUGCGGGAAGUCUGGAGUAUGCUUCCCCGGAGCUGCUCCUCUCGACCAACGGAGUCAUCCAUCCUUCGGUCGAUCUUUGGGCGUUUGGAGUCAUCGUCUACACCAUGAUCGUUGGCUCCCGGCCGUUUCAAGAUCCGUUCGCGCCGCGCAUCCAGAACAAUAUUCUCAAUGGGCACUGGAACCAACACGCCGUCCUUGGCGAUGAAGAAGCGGAUGCUCCCACUCGGCAGGAGCGGGAAGAUGCGCUUGAGGUGGUUAAAGGAUGUUUGCAGAUGGAUCCGGCCAAACGUUGGGCCAUCCGUGAUGUACUUUGCUCCCGGUGGAUGCGAGAGUUCUCUCAGAACGCCGACGGCAGCCCCACCGAGUCCAUUUGGAAACUUUGA